AUGAACAACCAUACGUGGAAUCGCUUUAGCUGCCUUCUCAACGCUCCGGUAGACUCGAGUCUUGAUGCUAUCAGACAUUGGCAAUAUGUCCAUGCCGAGAGAAGGAGGGUAGAUGAGUUGUUAUCCGCCACUCUGGACGAUUCAGAUCAAUUCGAUGGCCUUGAUACUUUAACCGACGACCAAGAGGCUCGUAUUGAAGAGUUGUAUCGUCACCUCGAGGACGUCUACAAAACUUACAAACAAGGCGAUCACUCCAAAUUCGCCAGUCCAGACAUACCUCAACUGCCGACAUGGGUCCAUCCUCCUGUACCGUCUCACAUCAAGACCGCUUUUAAAGAAUGGCGUCAGCAAUGCUGGAGUAUGUCUGAGAAGUUCGAACUUAUCAAACAGUUACCACGACCUCCGUUCAUUGCCUGCUUGAGAGUCGGCUGUGACAAUACUCUUGGGCCUCUCAAAACUUGCGUGCACACUCUGGAGAGACUUUAUCGCAGUGCUGAGCUCUGUCAUAAAGAAUUGAUCAAGGAACGCAAUUUCUGGCAUCCGGAUCGUUGGAGCAGGGUACCUCAGCCUUACAGACAAGAAGUAGAGCGUAUGGCCAUACUGCUCUUCCAAGUGCUUCAGCCACUCUGCGACGAAGUUGGUUGA
Molecule: messenger RNA, 645 nt
Organism: Aureobasidium musti
Lineage: Eukaryota; Fungi; Ascomycota; Dothideomycetes; Dothideales; Saccotheciaceae
Source: the annotation of a GenBank genome assembly